This is a messenger RNA of Durusdinium trenchii, 861 nucleotides long. Lineage: Eukaryota; Dinophyceae; Suessiales; Symbiodiniaceae. The record is from the annotation of a GenBank genome assembly.
AUGUGGGCAGUAACGCUUCCCAAAGCUUGUCCGUUCUUAUUCAGCUUGAAGACACGCAAGAUGUUGAUGAAGUACACUGCAUUUGGGCCAUCUUUUGCGGUUCAUUGGACACAGGAACACAAAGUCGGCUCCUUCUUGAAGCGCCGGGCAACAGUGCAGACGGAAUUAAAUGCUCAAACAGAUCCACGGAAAAUGCAGGAGCUCUCGCAGGAGCUGUCCAACAUCGAGGAGCAUGUGGUCCGGUCUAACUUUUGGCUCGGCACUCUCCAGAGCACUUUGGUGCGUUUGCAAAAGGGCGAGGAGUUCCUCCGACAAGCAGAUGUGGCCAUGGGCUUUUUGGCUAACGCCAGUAAGUUGAUGGAGGUCCAGUUUGAGGGCGAAACAGGCUUUGGCAUUGCUGUGACUCAGUCCUUCUAUGUCGAAGUGGCACAAGCCUUGCAGGAGCGUAGCAUUAACAGUGCCAUGCCUAUGUGGGUCGAAGACAAUGAUUCCAGUGCUGGACAGCAACAUUUGUUGUGUCGAAAAGGUCUUCUAUUGAAGCCGUUGCCUCCUGGGCCCUUACGUGACCGGGUCGUACAUCGAUUCCGCUUCUUGGGCAGGCUGAUGGGACAGGCCUUGCGAGAAGGCUUCAUCGUUCCGUUGCCCUUGGCGGAUGAUUUCUUUGCGCUGCUUCUGGAAGAGCCGCUUGGGCCUAGCAGCCUCCCAAAGCCAGGGCACGGAGUUGCCGGAGAGUUGCUGGGCGCUUUGUCCGACUUCCUGGAUGAUUUGGCGCUCAACGAGGCACAGCAACGAGAGGCUGGACAAAGCGAGGAGGAGAUUCAGGCCUGGCGCCAGGCGCAAGUCCGGAAUCUCAGCCAUUGA